Messenger RNA from Gadus chalcogrammus (walleye pollock), 10318 nucleotides. RefSeq names its product E1A binding protein p400 (gene ep400). NCBI's taxonomy places the organism in Eukaryota, Metazoa, Chordata, Actinopteri, Gadiformes, Gadidae. The record is from RefSeq and is a predicted model, not a curated record. The transcript has 53 exons. Gene Ontology annotation, molecular function: ATP-dependent chromatin remodeler activity; ATP binding. Bases 125 to 9262 code for a protein of 3045 amino acids.
UAUAUUUUAGCGUUAUAAUCUUUAGUCAUAGCUUGAGAUUUUCGCAAACAUGACUUGGGAUUGAUAAAGACGAUUGUACAGCUCAAUUCGCAAUCGCAAUUAGUCACAGUAAAAGUGUUGCGCAAUGCACCAUGGAAGUGGACAACAAAAUGUGCAACGCCAGCUCCAGAGAGCCAAGUCCGUCAGUGGGACCGAAGCAGAAGAGCAGCAGCAGCCCACCACGGCUGCUGUUACCCAGCAGCAAGCUGCCAUCAACCACCCUCAAUCCCCUUUGACCACAUUCACCUCUGCAGCCAGCCCCUCAGCGCCCCAGUCCCCCAACUACCAGAUCAUCAUGAGCCGCAGCCCCGUCACGGGCCAGAACAUGAACAUCACCUUACAGAACAUGGGUCAGAUGGUGUCUGGUAACCAGCAGAUAACCCUGACCCCGCUCCCCAUCCAGAACCCAGCCUCACCGGGCUUCCAGCAUGCUACGCAGCAGUGGAGGUUUGAGCAUGCCCCGUCCUACCUACAGGUCACUUCCCCCCUGCCCCAACCCAUCCAGCCCCAGAGCCCCACGCAGCACAGCCCUGUCCCUCUGCAGGGAAUAGCACGGCCUGGGGCCCCCACCACAGCGCUGGGGGUGUGUGGACAGAGUCCAACGAGGUUCGUCGAUGCUGGUAUGUUGGUCCGCUUGGGAAGUCCUCCUGCGAGCAGCCACUUUGUUUACCAGGAUGGGACAGGAAUUGCCCAGAUAACAUCGGCCACUGUCGGACAGGUUCAGCUGGCGUCCCCAGGAGCACCGGGAAGCAUCAGGGAGCGGCGGCUUUCCCAGCCCCACUCUCAGACCGGAGGCACCAUCCACCACCAUGGACCUCAAAGCCCGGUGGCCACUGGCACCGCUCUCCCCAACCUGGGUAGCCCCGGCCACAUCACCACCUCCAACCUGCCACCGCAGAUCAGCAGCAUCAUCCAAGGCCAGUUGGCACGGCCAUUAUUUGAGAAGAACGCACAAAGUAUGGUCACAGGCAUGGGGGCACCGGGCACAGGGUCGUUCACGGUGCCGUCCUCCAUUCCUACCUCAAGCCCGGCCCUCAUCAGCCCUACUCAAGGCCUCCCUAACCAGUCACUCACCCCCACCACCAGUGUGACCAUGGGCAUGAAGAAGCAGACACCCAAGAAGCUAGAGGAGAUCGCCCCCUCCAACCCGGAGGUCGCCCACUUGAGGAAACAGUGCCUUGAGCACCACAGCAAGAAGAUGGAGAGCCUGAAGGAAGUCUUCAAGGAGUACCUGAUAGAGCUGUUCUUCCUUCAGCACCUCCAGGGGAACAUGAUGGACUACAUGGCCUUCAAGAAGAAGCCCUGUGUUCCGCUCUACACGUACUUGAGGCAGAACGACUUGGACCUUGAGGAUGAGGAAGAGGAUGAAGAACAAUCUGAGGUCAUUAAUGAUGAGGUGAAGGUUGGAACUGGGAAAGAUGGCCAGGCAGUAACGCCAGUUGCCAUAGCAACACAGCUUCCAGCAAAUGUCUCUGCAGCUUUUCCCACCCAGUUUCAGGCUCACGCAGGGCCAGGUGGCUCCAACCCAGGCGACAUGGAUGCCUUUAAGAGGCAGCAGGUCCAAGCAGGCGGAAUGCCCCCAAACCCUCAGUCGGUCCACAUUGCAGGGCAGAAACCCAACCCGCAGCAGUACGACCCAUCCAAGGGUCCUCCGGUGCAGAACGCCGCCAGCCUGCACACCCCUCCCCCACAGCUGCCGGGCAGGCUUCCCCAGGGCGCAAUGCCCAUGGCGGGCCUGCCCAUGACCCUCUCCCAACAGCCCCAGCUGCUGGACAGUUUGGCCCAGGCCGGGGGCCAGCUCCAGGCCCAGGUAAAGGUGCAUGCGGCCGGGCAGCUCCUGGCCGCGGUCAACCCCCAUGCCCAGCUCCAGGCCCAGCUCCAGCAGCAACAGUUGCAGCCCAGCCUCCAUCUUCAGAUCCAGGCUCAGCAGCAGGGCCAGGUCAUGCUACAGUCGGGUCAAGUGACGGUGGCUCUGAGCCGCCCCGCCACUGACGGUGCCCAGCCGGUACAGAGGAUCGCGAGCAACACCCUGCCUAUGUCCUCCAUGUCCCCCGCCCUCGCCACCACCAACUCUGUGGCUUCCCCACACACUGCUAGUCCGCUCCGUCCGCAGGCCUCCACGGUCAAUCCCGGCACACAGUCCAAGCUGGCCGGGACCAACGGCACCUCGGCAAUGAAGCUGGGGGGCUUUGGCCAGACCCCCGGCAUGCAGUCCUCCCAGGAGGGCUCCCAGGAUAAGCAGGUGGAGCAGGCUAAACUGGAGAGCCAGGUGCACCAGCGUAUCUCCGAGCUGAGGAAGGAGGGCCAGUGGUCGGCCAGCAGGCUUCCCAAGCUCAUGGACGCUUCGCGCCCCAAGUCCCACUGGGACUACCUCCUGGAGGAGAUGCAGUGGAUGGCUGCAGACUUCGCCCAGGAGAGGAGGUGGAAAGAGGCCGCCGCCAAGAAGCUGGUACGUACCUGUGCUCGCCACCACCAAGAGAAGAAGUUGUCGGCGGAGAGAUCCAAGAAGGAGGAGGAAAUGCACCUCCGCCACAUCGCCAGCACCAUUGCACGCGAGGUGGAGUUCUUCUGGGCCAACAUUGAACAGGUUGUGGAAAUUAAACUACAGUUUGAAAUCUAUGACAAGAGGCUGAAGAUGCUGAGUCUACAGAAAGCAUCCGCACCUACUGCAUCCACUGGAGAGAGCAAAGAAAAAGAGGAGCCUCCUGUGUCCGCCAGGAAGAGGAAGUGCAGUUCUUUGCUUAGUGAAGAAGGAGUGGAUGAGGAGAGCACCAUCGAGGAGCAGGAGGCCGCAGAGGACGAAGCUGAACACAAGGCUGAGUUGGCGGACCUGAACAAAGACGCUGAGAUGCCUUUGGAGGCGUUGGUGAAGCAGUAUGCUGGAGCCUACGCCGACGGCUUCGACUGGCCCCAGCUGAGUCCCCAAAGUGAUGAGGAGUACAUGGACGACACUGAAGAGAUGGAGUGGCCAGAGAGCAGUUCUCCAGAGGAGGUGGCCAUCGACUCCCUGCUCAGCGUAGAGCAGUACAGGGGGGCAGACAAGGCCAGUUCCACUGGCUCUGACGGCAAGGCCAUCCGGGACAUAGCGGAGGUCGCUGCAGCCACAGAGGUCCUCCUACCCAAGGGGAGUGCCAGAACAACCUCCACUAGCCGCAGCCCAGCGCCCGUCCUGCUGCACGGUGCCCUGCGUGAGUACCAGCAGAUCGGCGUGGACUGGAUGGUGAACCUCCACAAGAAGCACCUCAACGGCAUCCUGGCUGACGAGACGGGCCUGGGCAAGACGGUCCAGACGGUGGCCUAUAUGGCUCAGCUGGCUGGCAAAGAGGGCAUCUGGGGACCCCACUUGGUGGUGGUGAGGACCUGCAAGCUGCUGACCUGGGAGAUGGAGUUCAAGCGCUGGUGCCCUGGUCUGAAGAUCCUGCUGUACCUGGGGAGCGCCCGCGAACGCAGAGCCAAGAGAACGUGGUGGAAUGAGGCCAACAGCUUCCACGUGGUCCUCACCUCCUACAAGCUGCUCUUCAAAGACCACAGCCACUUCCUGAGGAGGAGCUGGAGGCACCUGGUGCUGGACGAGGUGCAGCACAUCAAGAACCUCACGGAGAAGCACUGGGAGACCAUCUUCUCUCUGAAAAGUGAGCAGAGGCUGCUCCUCAUCAACACUCCUCUGCAGAACACCCUGAAGGAGCUGUGGACCAUGGUCCACUUCCUCCUUCCCGGGAUCACCAGGCGCUACUCUGACUUCCCCGUCAAGGCCGGCACAGACCAGAACCAGGACUACUGCCACAAACUGGUCAUCCGCCUGCAUAGGAUGAUCCAGCCCUUCAUCCUGAGACGCUCCAAGAGGGACGUGGAGAAGCAACUGCCAAAGAAGUACGAACACAUCCUGAAGUGCCGCCUGUCCAGCCGACAGAAGAGCCUCUACGAGGACAUCCUCACCCAGCCAGGGGCCCAGGAGGCUCUGAAGACCGGUCACUUUGUGAGCGUUCUCCAGGUGCUGAUGCAGCUGCAGCGUGUGUGCAACCACCCAGCCCUGGUGGCCCCCCGCGAGGCCAGCAGCUCCUACGUCUGCCCCUCGCUCGAGUACAGCACCCCGUCGCUGGUGCUGGGAGCCCUCCACAAAGACCCCUGGGAGACGGCAGACUUGUCGAUAUUCGAUCUCAUCGGAAACGAGAACCGGCUGACCCGCUACCAGACGGAGGCCAUCCCCAAACUGAAGAUCAGCCAGCAGCUCAUAGAGGAGAUCCACAGUGCCCCUGACCCCCCGGCCAGACCCAAGGCCUGCAAGAUCAAACCCAUGAGGUUGUUCCAGCCAGUGCAGUAUGGCACUAAGCCAGAAGGCCGCCUGGUGGCCAUCACCAGUACCGCAGCCCCGCGCCCGCCCACUACAACCCCUGCAAACACAUCUGUGGCCACAACCGUCAGCCAGCCUGCCCAGGCCAGGGGCAAGUCCCCUGUUACCACCACGGCCUCCGCACAGGUGGUCGGAGCAGCUGCUCAGAGGGUGCAGAACAGCUCCUCUGUCAGCAGCAGCACCACGGCCAUCUCCACCGCAGCCCCCUUGGGGAGCGGUGGCCUCAGGCAGAGCGCGCCGGGGGCCCCCUCUGCGGGGGCCCUCGGCCAGGCUUUAGCGCAGGUCCCCAGGCCGGCCCUAGCCCCGGGCCAUGCCGUCCAGCCCGGCUCACUGUCCCAGAGGCUGGUGCUCACAUCCCAGGCCCAGGCACGGUUGCCUAGCGGAGACGUGGUGAAGAUCGCCCAGCUGGCCAACACAGCCGGCCGCAUCUCCCAGCCAGAGACCCCCGUCACCCUGCAAUUCCAGGGUAACAAGUUCACCCUGUCCCCCAGCCAGCUGCGGCAGCUCACCACCGGACAGCCCUUGCAGCUCCAAGGUACUCUCGGCAACAUCCUGCAGAUCGUGUCGGCCCCUGGGCAGCAGAUCCUCCGGCCCCAGGGCUCCAUGGUCAUGCAGACGGUGGCCCAGACCCCCUCGCUCUCCAACGCAUCACCGGCGGCUCCCCCAAACCCCUCCUCCGUGGCUCCACAAGCCUUGCCUGUGGCCACCAACGCCUCCUCAGCGCUCUCCAAGCCCGCUGCGGCCGCUCCUGCUGCCUCUCAGGAGAUGUCUGAGGAGAAGAGCCAGGCCCUGAAGGAGCGCCUGGGCCGUCUGUUCCUGGCCAACGAGCGGCGCUGUGGCCGCAGGGUGCUGCUGGGCGCCGACCUGCUCCAGGCCUGCACCCUGGGCCCCGAGGCCGGCCCCGCGGGCCUCCCCCCCAGGGGCUGGCGCUGGGCGGGCAGGGAGAGCUGCGUCAGAGCCCAGCACACCUUUGUAGGCACCACCUCCCACCUCCAGAGCAGCAUGCAGUCUGAAGAGCAGCGGCUGGAGGCGGGCCACAGCCUCAUCAAGAGGUUGUCAUGUGUCGUGCCUGCUGCUGUAGCCCCGCCCCCUCAUCUGUACGCAGCCAAUCCCCCGGUCCCUUACAGUCUGGCCAAGAAGUGCAGCAGUCGGAGGCUGACGGAGGCCGCCACCCCCCACGGCAAAGCCCUCCAGCGGCUGGCCUCGAGACGCAUCCUCCCCUGUCCUGACCUGCAGCUGAUGCAGAUGGACUCGGGGAAGCUGGAGGCCAUGGCCGUCCUGCUGCAGAAGCUGCGGUCAGAGCGCCGCAGGGUCCUCAUCUUCACCCAGAUGCCAACGAUGCUGGACCUCCUGGAGGCCUUCCUGGACCACAGACACCUCCCCUACGUGCGUGUCGACGAGAGCCUCACGCCAGAGGAACGCCAGGAGCGCAUGAAGCGCUUCAACAGGAACCGCCAGGUGUUCUGUGGCAUCCUCACCAACCGCUGCUGCUCCGCCGUGGGGCCCGUGUUCGACGCCGAUACCAUCAUCUUCUACGACGCCGACCUGGACCCCAGCAUGGACGCCCGCACCCAGGAGUGGUGCGAUAAGAUCGGGCGCGCCAAAGACAUGCACAUAUACAGGCUGGAGAGCGGGAACUCGAUAGAGGAGAAGCUGCUGAAGAACGGAACCAAGGACCUCAUCAGAGAGGUGGCCGCUCAGGGCACGGACUACACCCUGGCCUUCCUCACACAGCGGACCAUCCAGGACCUGUUUGAGGUGGAGGCCAGCGCCGGAGAGAAGGUGGAGGAGUUUGUGGUGCUGCACCAGGAGCCCUCCCCCUCGGAGGCCAUCUCCCCCCGCGUGGCCCGGCCCUACAUCCAGGCCCUGCACAGCAUCACCCUGGACGGCACAGAGAAGCUGCAGGAGGAGGAGGAAGAGGAGGAGGAGGAGGAGGAGCAGAGUAAAGAAAAGCAGGAGGCGUCAGGGCUGAAAGAGGAGGCGCUGGAAGAGUCCCAGCUGAAAGAAGAACCAGCUCAGAUAGAGGAGCUGAACGCCGUCAUGAAUCAGCUCACCCCGAUCGAGAGGUACGCCCUCCACUACCUGGAGUACCUUCAAGUCGGCGACGACGAGAGCCUCCUCAAGGAGAAGAUGGAGUGCGCCAAGAGGAGCUGGGAGGUGCAGCAGCUCCAGAAGCUCAAGACCGAGGAAGAGGAUCAGCUGUUCGUGGAAGGAGAGGAAGAUCUCUUCACCUACACCAGAGAGGAUGCCUACAACAUGGAGUAUGUGUAUGACGCAGAAGACGGCCAUACUGAAAUCAUGCCGCUGUGGACCCCGCCCACUCCGCCGCAGGACGACAACGACAUCUACAUCGACUCAGUCAUGUGCCUGAUGUACGACGCGGCACCCAUGCCCGAGGCCAAGCUGCCGCCCGUCUACGUACGCAAGGAACACAAGAGGCUCAAGAUGGACCCUUCAGCGGCCCGCAAGAAGAAGAAGGGGCAUGGCGAGACGGUGAUCCCGCCGCGCUCACUCUUCGAGAAGGCCAGCAUGCUGAAGGUGCGGCGCGAGGGGAAGGACCAGAAGAAGAACUUCUCCCUGAAGCAGCAGGCGCCCUUCGCCAAGCCGCUGCCCUCCCUGGUGAAGCCGGCCAUGGAGACGGGCCAGGACAACCCAGAGUGGCUCAUCAGCGAGGACUGGGCCCUGCUGCAGGCCGUGAAGCAGCUACUGGAGCUGCCCCUGAACCUGACCAUAGUGUCCCCCGCGCACACGCCCAACUGGGACCUGGUCAGCGACGUGGUCAACUCCUGCAGCCGCAUCUACCGCUCGCCCAAGCAGUGCCGUAACCGCUACGAAAACGUCAUCAUCCCGCGAGAGGAGGGCAAGCUGAUGUAUGAGGCCAACCCCAAGAAGAAGACAAAAAGCAUAUACAAGUCCAAGAACAGCCGUCCUCUGCGGACCUGCCAGAUCUACACCCAGGACGACAACGCCACGCAGAUCCAGCUCUACAACAGCCGCUUUGAGCUCAUGAAGAUCAUCGCCAGCAAGAGGAGCCCGCCCAUCAAGCCACUGCUCGGCAUGAACCCCUUCCAGAAGAAUCCCAAGCACGCGUCGGUUCUGGCGGAGAGCGGAAUCAGCUACGACAAGCCCCUCCCCCCCAUCCAGGUGGCAUCUCAGCGCGCCGAGCGGAUAGCCAAGGAGAAGAAGGCGCUGGCGGAGCAGCAGAGGGCUCAACAGUUGGCCCAGCAGCAGCAGGUGGGUGCGGGCGUGACGCCCGCGGUCCCGGGCCAGGCCCAGGCCGCCGUCCCGGGACAGACGGGCACGGCCGGGGUGUCCCAGGCCGCCGCCGUGGCCGCCGCCGCCGCCGUGCCCAGCGCCGCCGUCCUGGCCGGAGCCAUCAAGAACGGUACGGUGGGAACCAUCCAGGCCGUCACCGUCGGGGGGAUCGUGAACACGGUGGCUGGAGUUCCUCAGAGCCCCUUCCAGGCCAACAAGCGGCUGCCGUCUCCGGUCAUCUCAGGAACCCUCUCUCCCGUGGCCGGGGCGGGACCUCAGGUCCACGCCCAGCAGAGGGUCACCGCUGCCCCCGCCGAGGUAGUCGCCAUAGCGACGGGCCAGGCCGUGAGGGCAGGCGCCGCGGUGACCGCGUCCUCGGUGGUGACCACCACGCUAAGCUCCGCCCAGUCCCAGACCCGCUCGCUGGUUACCCAGGUUACACCAGCCGCCGGCAUGCAGCUGCCCCAGAGCAAGCCCCUGACCCAGGCCCACAUCCAGAUGCUCCGACAGCAGCACCACCAGGCCCCCCCGCCACAGAUCAAGGGCGUGGGCAAGCCCCAGGAGCUCAACAUGAAGCUGCACAAGCAGAAGCUGCAGCUGAGCCAGCAGGGGGCGACGGUGGGCGUGGCGGGCCCUCAGGCCGGGGCCCAGGUGCAGCCCAGCCAGGCCGGCGCCCAGCUGGGGCCCGGGGCCGCGUCCCGGACCGGGGCCGUGCUGACGGGCACCACGGUGGCAGGCCUGCAGGUGGCCAGGCUGGCGCGGAUGCCCACCCAGGGCCAGGUGCAGGUGCAGGUGGGCCAGACGGCCCAGGUGACCCUCACCAAGCCCCCUGUGGUCUCGGUGCCGGCGGUGGUGUCGUCAGGCGGCGUCACCGCGCUGCCCGUCACCGUGGCGGGCCUCAGCGUGGCCAUCGGACCGGCCCAGAAAGCAGGCGGGGCGGUGCUGACCUCGCCCUUCCCCCAGAUGCAGCAGGUGCAGCAGCAGCAGCUCCUCCUGAAGAAGCAGCAGCAGCUGCAGCAGGCGGCGGCGGCGCAGCAGAAGGCGGGCCAGCCGCAGCAGGCCCAGGCCACCGCGCAGCAGAAGAUGGCCGCCGCGGCGCUGCAGCAGGUGACUGUGCAGGCGGCCCAGCCCGGCCAACAGAAGGUGACUUAUCCCACACCCCAACCGUCUGGGCUCAAGCCCCAGUACUUCACUACCUCCAUCGGCCAGGCCCAGAAGCCCACCGGGGCCCAGCAGAUCCAGGUGGCUAAGCUGCCAACGAUAGUCCAGCAGCAGUUAGCGGUGCCCAGCAUCCAGCAGAUCGUCUCCUCUCCCCAGCAGAUCCAGACCCAGACGGUGACCAUGACGCAGGCCUCGGCCACCGCCCAGGUGCAGAUGAUCCCGGCGGUGACGGCCACGGCCCAGGUGGUCCAGCAGAAGAUCCUCCAGCAGCAGCAGGUCGUGACGGUCGCCCCUCAGAUCCAGACCCCUCCCCCGCACAGCCCCGCCCACCAGGCCCCCGCCGCCGCCGACCCCCUGGGAGGGCAGCCGGCCCAGGUCCCCGGGGCCAAGGGCCCGGCCCGGCAGGGGGGCGUGCGGGCCAAGGCCCCCGCCAAGCCCAGUGGGGGGGGCAGCUAGAGGCGCAGCACAGAGAGGAGGAGAAGGGGCGGCUGUCUGGAGCAGGCUAGCGUCGCCCCGGGAACAAUAGGAAACCUCUUCCUCCUCCGCUGCUGAGAGGCCGCGCCCACGACGCGGCCCGCAUCUCAUCCUGGUCCCGGGGUCAUCCCCUCAUGACUGUGAGACUCUGUGAUCAGACUCGGUUCUGAUCCUCUGUACCAUCGACGUCCGACGUGAGAAAGGAAAAGAGCAGUGCCCACACUGACACGACGGAUAUCGUUAUUUAAACCGUAUUUCUCCUGUUGCUCGGACGUCUGGGUAAUGCCCCCCUCGGGGACUUACCCAUCCGUUAGAAUAAGUGUAUUCACACAUAGUCCUUUUUAUGGUGUCCGUGAUUGUUUAUAGAAAUUGAAUGGAAGAUUAUGCACGUUCCUUCAGUCCAUCAGAUCGUUUUCUUUAUUGUAAUAAAUAAUCUGUAAACAUGUUCUUUAGUAUUUUCUGUUACAUCAGAAAUUUCCUUUUUUUUAUCGAUGUUGGGGGGCGGGGGGGACGGGAACUUGUAAAUAGCAAUGGAAGGCAUUUGUACUUGUAAAGUAGUGGUGUUUUCAUCUGACUUUUUUCAGCCUAAUUGUAAUAAAGUGUUUUGUUUUAUACACAGUUUUAAUUGAUUUACGUUUCAUUUUUCAUUAAAUCUUUUGUGGUUAACACUUUGCCUCUUGAAUACUUAAUGCUCAGCGCUACGCCCCAAUAGAAGACAGACUGCGGUAUAUGAAUCAAAUAUGUUAUUAGUGUGUAAUGUCCUACAUUGUAGAUAGAGACUCAAGGAUUUCUGGGACGUUCGGCCAAAUUAACGUCUAAGCUUAUCAGCCAGUGAGACUUUAAGCAAAACUGGGAUUCUGCUUUAAAAGACAAUCAAUUCAGUGUGUACUUGAGUCCAGGAAUGACUGCUCAGCGUUAUUUGCACUAGGUGCUUGCUGACAACGGCACUACCGCCGGGAGAGUAAAUGCAUUAAGACACAAAGCUGAUGAUGAGAAAUGACCUCCAGCCUCUGAGAUGCUUGAAAUUGCCUCCUCAGC